Messenger RNA from Chionomys nivalis (European snow vole), 2714 nucleotides. RefSeq names its product ubiquitin like with PHD and ring finger domains 1 (gene Uhrf1). Gene Ontology annotation, molecular function: ubiquitin protein ligase activity; protein binding. The transcript has 16 exons. The record is from RefSeq and is a predicted model, not a curated record. Bases 227 to 2569 code for a protein of 780 amino acids. Gene Ontology annotation, biological process: negative regulation of gene expression via chromosomal CpG island methylation. Lineage: Eukaryota; Metazoa; Chordata; Mammalia; Rodentia; Cricetidae.
UUCUCGCAGCAGCCUUUGGACACUUCUGAAAACGCCCUGAGUUUUCGCGGGAAAAAAAAGAAACUCCUAGCAGCUGGAAGGAUCGCGCGCUCCCGGGCUCAUUCAGGUCCUCUGCCACGCACGCGGCUCCCUCCUCGGUCACCCAACCCCAGAGCCCUAACCAGGAGCAGGCACUCCAGGCCUGAGUACAGUCCGGAUCGCAGCCGCGGGAGAGUGUAUCGGCACCAUGUGGAUCCAGGUCCGAACCAUGGAUGGGAAGGAGACCCGCACCGUGGACUCCCUAUCUAGGUUGACCAAAGUGCAGGAGCUGAGAAAAAAGAUUGCGGAGAUGUUUCACGUGGAACCCCAACUGCAGAGACUCUUUUACAGGGGGAAACAGAUGGAGGACGGACACACACUCUUUGAUUAUGACGUGCGCCUCAAUGACACAAUCCAGCUGCUGGUGCGCCAGAGUCUGGCACUGCCUUCCAGUUCGAAGGAACGGGAUUCGGAGCUCUCAGACUCUGACUCUGGCUAUGGUGUGGGUCAGAGCGAGUCCGACAAGUCGUCCACGCAUGGCGAAGGGGCUGCUGAAGGGGAUGACAAGACUGUGUGGGAGGACACAGAACUGGGGCUGUACAAGGUUGAUGAGUACGUGGAUGUGCGUGACAACACCUUGGGUGCAUGGUUUGAGGCCCAGGUGGUCCAGGUGCAGAAGAGAGCCCCGUCCCAGGAGGAGCCCUGCAGCUCCAGUGCCAGCAUGACUGCCGAGGAUGACAUCAUGUACCAUAUCAAAUAUGAUGACUACCCAGAGAGUGGAGUGGAGGUCGUCAAAGCCAAGGAUGUCCGUGCCCGUGCCCGCACUGUGAUCCCGUGGGAGGACCUGGAGGUGGGCCAGGUGGUAAUGGCCAACUACAAUGUGGACUACCCCAGGAAGCGCGGCUUCUGGUAUGACGUCGAGAUCUGUAGGAAGCGGCAGACCAGGACGGCGCGGGAGCUGUAUGGCAACGUCAUGCUCUUAAACGAUUCUCAGCUCAACAACUGCCGGCUGAUGUUCGUGGAUGAAGUCUUUAAGAUUGAGCUCCCUAAUGAGAGGAGCCCCUUGAUUGGGAACCCCUCGCAGCCCCCUCCUCCCCUCCGGAAAACAGGGAAGAGUGGCCCGUCCUGCCAGUAUUGCAAGGACGACGAGAACAAACUGUGCCGCAAGUGUGCCUGCCACGUGUGCGGCGGGCGUGAGGCUCCUGAGAAGCAGGUGUUGUGUGAUGAGUGUGACAUGGCCUUCCACCUGUACUGCCUGCAGCCACCGCUUACUUGCGUCCCCCCUGAGCCUGAGUGGUACUGCCCCAGCUGCCGGACCGACUCCAGCGAGGUGGUGCAAGCAGGCGAGAAGCUGAAGCAAAGCAAGAAGAAGGCGAAGAUGGCAUCAGCCACGUCAUCCUCCCGUCGGGACUGGGGCAAGGGCAUGGCCUGUGUGGGCCGCACCAGAGAAUGUACCAUCGUGCCCGCCAACCACUUCGGGCCCAUCCCUGGCGUCCCUGUGGGCACCAUGUGGCGCUUCAGAGUCCAGGUCAGUGAGUCUGGUGUGCAUCGGCCGCACGUGGCGGGCAUCCAUGGGCGGAGUAAUGACGGUGCUUACUCAUUGGUGCUGGCUGGAGGCUACGAGGAUGAUGUGGACAACGGCAAUUCCUUCACAUACACAGGGAGCGGUGGCCGGGACCUCUCAGGCAACAAGCGUACGGCAGGACAGUCCUCUGACCAGAAGCUUACCAACACCAACAGGGCUCUGGCGCUAAAUUGCAACUCCAAAAUCAGUGAGAAUGGGGCAGAGGCCAAGGACUGGCGCCAGGGGAAGCCAGUGCGUGUCGUCCGCAACAUGAAGGGUGGGAAACACAGCAAGUACGCGCCUGCAGAGGGCAACCGCUAUGAUGGCAUCUACAAGGUGGUUAAGUACUGGCCAGAGAAGGGUAAGUCUGGCUUCCUUGUGUGGCGCUACCUCCUGCGACGGGAUGACACGGAGCCUGGGCCCUGGACCCGGGAGGGCAAGGACCGCAUGCGGCAGCUGGGGCUCACUAUGCAGUACCCCGAAGGCUACUUGGAGGCCUUGGCUAGCAAAGAGAAGAGUAAGAAGUGCCGAGCCAAGGCCUUGGAGAAGGAAUCACCCUCUAAGACAGGCUCAUGCAAGCGGAAGCCCACAGGCCAGGCCACUAACACACGUGUACCCAAGAAGAGCAAACUGGAGCCCUUCACGCUCCCUGUCGAACAGGCCAACCUCAUCAAGGAGGACAAGAGCAAUGCCAAGCUGUGGGAUGACGUGCUGAGUUCACUUCAGGAUGGGCCGUACCAGGUCUUUCUGAGCAAGGUGAAUGAGGCUUUCCAGUGCAUCUGCUGUCAGGAGCUGGUGUUCCGGCCUGUCACCACCGUGUGUCUGCACAAUGUCUGCAAGGACUGCCUGGACAGGUCCUUCCGGGCCGAGGUGUAUAGCUGCCCAGCCUGUCGCUGCGACCUGGACCAUAGCUCCCCAACCCGGGUGAAUCAGCCUUUGCAGACCAUUCUCAACCAGCUCUUCCCUGGCUACGGCAGCGGCCGGUGAUGCCGCGAACCAGGCGGGGGGCCCUCAAUCCUGCUUCGAGUUCUUAGUGGGCUUAGCUUGAAGGUGUUGUCCUUCCACAUCUGCCCCUGGUGACCCGUCUGCCUUGAUCGCCAGUUAACCAGGAAUACUGUAUUCUGGCUACCAC